CCGGUUCCCUGCAGUUCACGUGGUGAUGCAUUUCUGCGAUUUCAAAAACACUUUUGUAACGAAAAAUGCCUGUGGAUCAAAGACGAAUCAAUGGACCCGAGGUGACAGUGCCCUAUCAACUGUACGUGGAUGCCUCAUCGAAGAGUUUUGAGAAACAAUUAGAUUUAUUGAAGAAGCGAGAGGAUGGACGGGCACACGGUGAAGUCAGGAAGAUGUUCGUCAAGACUGGUGUUAUCAGUCAAGCCAAGGGCUCAACCUACAUCGAAGUAGGCACGACAAAAGUGGUUUGCUCUGUAUUUGAUCCCCGAGAAAUUCCAAACAAAAUGGGCUACAGUCUCCAGGGGAAUCUCUACUGUGAAUUCAAAUUCGCAUCAUUCUCAUGUAGGAAGAGAAAAAUCCAUCAACAAGACUCGGAAGAGAAAGAGUACAGUUUAAUUAUGCAGAGAGCAUUGGAGCCUGCUGUUUGCAGGCAUGAAUUUCCAAACUUCCAAGUGGACAUCUACGCCUUAGUAUUGGAUAACGGUGGCUCCUGUUUACCUGCUGCAAUAACUGCUGCCAGUCUGGCCCUGGCCAACGCUAGCAUUCCAAUGUUUGGACUUGUAGCAGCUGUUUCUGCAGGAAUUUAUUCAGACACAAUAUUCCUCGAUCCAACUACCGAAGAGGAGGCCCUCUGCAGCACAGGUCCACCCCAAACUGAUAAAUCAAAGAAUCAUGGAAUAAUUAUGCAAGCCUGUCUACCCCAACACGAUCAAGUCGCUGAGCUGCACUUCGUUGGAGACAUUGAUGUAUCCUCAAUAGCACCUGUUCUAGAAACUCUAACCACAGCCUCUAAAGACAUUUCCCUCGUCGUACAGCAGAGAUUAGUGAAAUCUGUUAUCAAAACACUGAAAGAGAAAGAAAGAGAAAAGGAAAAUGAAAUAAAAACGGAAAUAAACUAGUUUUUUUAU
Diachasma alloeum is the source of this 947-nucleotide messenger RNA. Its product is annotated as exosome complex component MTR3. The record is from RefSeq and is a predicted model, not a curated record. Bases 66 to 938 code for a protein of 290 amino acids. Lineage: Eukaryota; Metazoa; Arthropoda; Insecta; Hymenoptera; Braconidae. Gene Ontology annotation, cellular component: cytoplasmic exosome (RNase complex); nuclear exosome (RNase complex); nucleolus. Gene Ontology annotation, biological process: nuclear mRNA surveillance; poly(A)-dependent snoRNA 3'-end processing; U4 snRNA 3'-end processing. The transcript is spliced from 4 exons.